This is a messenger RNA of Staurois parvus, 416 nucleotides long. Lineage: Eukaryota; Metazoa; Chordata; Amphibia; Anura; Ranidae. The record is from the annotation of a GenBank genome assembly.
GUCAGUACUGCGCUGCUCACUGUUCUCCGUGCUGGAGAGGAAGCUGUACCAGUGAGGGUGCCUAGGCACUCCUGUGCCUUCAGUAUCAUGGCUGUAUAUCUGCAGGGGGCUAUGGCUGGAGGAUAUGGGGUGAUGGAGAUGACGGCACCAUUGACUACUCCGUACACGAAGCCUGGAAUGAAGCCACCAACGUCUACCUGAUAGUGAUCCUUGUGAGCUUCGGCCUCUUCAUGUACGCUAGGAAGAACAAGAGGAAGAUUAUGCGGAUAUUUACAGUGCCACCGACCAUAGAGACGGCAUCCGAGUCUAAUUUUUACGAUGAUAUGAAGAAGAUUCGCUUGCGCCAACAGCUAGAGAUGUAUUACAUUUCUCGGAAACAUGAUCAGAAUGACAGCGUUCAGGUGACAAUGGACUGA